Ornithodoros turicata is the source of this 4676-nucleotide messenger RNA. RefSeq names its product multidrug resistance-associated protein 1-like. Gene Ontology annotation, biological process: transmembrane transport. Lineage: Eukaryota; Metazoa; Arthropoda; Arachnida; Ixodida; Argasidae. Gene Ontology annotation, cellular component: membrane. The record is from RefSeq and is a predicted model, not a curated record. Gene Ontology annotation, molecular function: ATP hydrolysis activity; ATP binding; ABC-type transporter activity. The transcript has a single exon. The coding region runs from base 16 to 4413 and encodes 1465 amino acids.
UGGACAGUACAAACGAUGGUAUCCGGCUCACGGGUGCCGUUCUGCUCGUCGCCCUUGUGGGACUGGAAUUUGACCUGGUUUUCGGAUUAUUUUCAACUUACCCCAUGCUUCGAAAGCACCGUGUUAGUCUACAUACCGUCCUUCGUGCUGUUUACAUUCGGAUUGCCAACACUCUUCAAACGACGACAGGAUGAAAGGCCGCUGUCCAUCACGGUCCUCAGCAUCGCCAGGACAUUCAUCAGUGUUGUGCUGGUGCUUCUCUACGGCGUGUCCUUCAUUCACAAGGUCAUAGAUUACGUUCAAGAAGCCUUCGUGGCACCGUCCGUAGCAACCUUGACAGCUGACGUGGUCCGAACCAUUGCAUUCUCGACGACCGUUGCUCUGCAAACUCGGCAGCGAAAUUCAGGACAGAGGUCCUCGUCUGUGUUGUUUUCUUUCUGGUUUACGUCGCUGCUCUGUCGGUUCCCGGAAUACUUUCGUUGUCUUCAAGAAGUGUUCAGAGUGAGUUCGCCGACGUUCACGUCGUUUCAGUUUGGAACUGCUGUGUCUGCCUACCCGCUGAUCGUCGCGCAGUUCGUUCUGUCGUGUUUUAACGACUCAGUGAAGCGCGAGUUUGAGAAGGAAGGUGAAUCGCCGUCUCUCACAGCCGCGCCCUUGUCUUCCUUAACGUUCGAAUGGGUGACAAGGCUGAUACUGCUGGGCUACAAGCGAUACGUCACACUGAAAGACCUGUUCGGUAUUCGUCCCGACCAUCUUACAAGGUACAACUACCGCAUUUGGAAUAACAACUGGGAAGCAGAGCUACGCCGUGUCGGUUACUCCGCAGUCGACGGGACUUGUCGGUUCCAACGAGAGAAACCAUCACUGUUCUAUGCUUUCGUGAAGACCUUCUGGUUCCCGAUAGCGGCCUGCUUUUUCUUCGCAAUAGUACGUGCCUUUAUCAGGACUGCCCCUGCGCUGUUGAUAAACUUAAUCACCAACUUCAUGGCGAGUGAUGAACCAAUGUGGAAAGGUGUCAUCUACGCGUGCGCGAUCGUCAUUACGAACUUGGUGGCGGCCAUGUUUGUACGCCACAUUGAGUACACUUUAUCGACUACCGGUCUGCGGAUCAAGGCGGCUAUCAUGGCGUCAGUGUACAGAAAAGCUCUUCGAAUGUCGAACGAGUCCCAAGGAAAGUACACUGUUGGAGAACUGGUUAACUUUGUAUCGGUCGACGCGGACAGAGUGUACAGACUGACGAGCAUAGUGUCAUUCGUGGCUGCAGGUCCGGUACUGAUGGUUCUCACGCUUUUCUUACUCUGGCAAUACUUGGGGCCCUCAUCUCUUGCUGGAGUAGCCGUAAUGAUUGUGAUGAUGCCCUUAUCCGGAAUGAUUGUAUCCAAAAACCACAAGCUCCAGACACAACAGAUGAAGUUUAAGGACAAACGUUUGAAGACAGUGGGCGAAAUGCUGAGUAGCAUCAAGGUACUCAAGCUGUUUGCCUGGGAGCCUCCUUUUAUGGACACAGUCAACGACCUCAGGUCACGCGAAGUGGAGGUCCUGAAGAGGUACUCUUACCUCAGCGCGGUCAACGGAUUCUUCUGGACGUGCACCCCGUCCCUGGUUACCCUGUCGAGCUUUGUGACGUAUGUCAUGAUCAGCGACAGGAAUAUUCUGGACCCUUCGACAGCAUUUGUGUCCUUGGCACUUUUCAACCAGAUGCGUUACACCAUGGUCAUGAUACCGGACACCAUCUCGAACGCUGUACAGACCAGCGUCUCCUUCAACAGGCUCCGAGACUUCCUGCUCUGUUCGGAAAUCGAUUUGAACUCUGUCGGUGCCGCUCCGUCUGCUGGAGAGGCGAUCACGGUGCGGAACGCCACGCUAUGCUGGUCAGAAGGAAGCACCCCCGUAUUGCGAGACAUCAACUUCAAAGUGGACUCGGGUCGCCUUUUCGCGAUCGUUGGGCCCGUGGGCAGCGGUAAGUCGUCCCUGCUGUCGUCGCUUCUUGGUGAUCUACGUAUUAUCCGUGGAAGCAUCGACGUGGCUGGCAGUGUGGGGUACGUCCCACAGCAAGCAUGGAUUCAGAAUAAGACCAUACGGGACAACAUUGUUUUCAUGAGCCUCUUUGAAGAAAAGUUUUACGAGAAGGUUCUCGGGGCCUGUUCUCUGGAAGAAGAUAUGAGAAUAUUGCCCGCCGGGGACAUGACAGAAAUCGGCGAGAAAGGAAUCAACCUGAGCGGUGGUCAGAAGCAGAGGGUCAGCCUGGCACGUGCUGCAUAUCAGAAGAAAGACUUGUACCUCUUUGAUGAUCCUCUGAGUGCUGUAGACGCACAUGUUGCUUCGUCUAUUUUCCGUGAGCUGAUUGGUCCGAAAGGAAUGUUAAGAGCCACCACGCGCGUGCUCGUCACGAAUAACUUAUCCGUACUACCGGAUUGUGAUUACAUAUACGUCCUUAAAGAAGGUCGGAUUGCGGAAUCUGGGUCGUACGCCAAACUCAGGAAACAAGGCAGCGCUUUGUCGGAGUUGCUGAAAGAUUUCGUCCACAGGAAGACUUCUACAAGUGACGAAAACGGAACGUCGGAUACAGAAGGUAAAGGAUUGCGACACCGACGGAGUUCAUCCGUUAUUACAGACGGGGGGGAGCGCCUCAAUGAUAAAGAUGCGACCCUGGUACAAGAAGAAGGUGUCGAAGUGGGCUCGAUAAAGCUACGCGUGUACCUGAACUACAUGAAACACGCAGGCCCAUGGCUGGUCGCUGUGCUGCUAGGCUACAUUCUUUAUCGAAUCCUCGACAUCGUGAACGGAAUUUGGCUGAGCGCGUGGGCGACGGAUGCCCCGUUACAAGAUGGGACUCAAGAUAUUCCCAUGCGCAACCACCGUAUUGUUGUUUUCGCCGUCAUUGCCCUGUUUCAGGGUAUAUCUUAUCUUAUCGGCAAUGCUCUACUUUGGAAAGUAGCUAUUGGAGCAUCUACUAAGCUGCAUGCGUUGAUGCUCCGAGCCGUUAUGAGGGCUCCGUUGUCAUUUUUCGACGUCACGCCGUCCGGUCGUCUGUUGAAUCGUUUCGGAAAAGACGUAGAUCAACUGGACAUCCCCUUGCCCAUGACGGCGAACUUCUUCCUCGACCUAUUAUUCAAUGCUUUGGGAAUGAUAGGGCUGGUCUCCUCCAACCUGACCCUCUACGUCUUCAUUGCUAUUCCUGUAUUAGUACUUUUUGCGUUCCUUCGCCAAGUGUAUGUGAAGACCCUCCGGCAAGUGAAGCGCCUAGAAUCUGUAACUAGAUCUCCCGUGUAUAAUCACUUGGCCGAAUCUGCCACUGGUCUCAGCAGCAUAAGAGGUUACAGAGCUCAAGACCAUUUCUCAGAACUCUACGAAAGCAAAGUCGACAUUACUCAAAACUGCACUCUUCACGGUCUACUAUGUAACUACUGGAUGCAGAUGAGACUGGAAAUUUUGGGCGAUACCCUUAUCUUGGGCAUGCUUCUGCUGGUCGUGUUCAGCAGGGAGACGGUCGACGCUGGUACUGCGGGUCUCUUAGUGUCGUACUCGUUAGGUACCGUCGUUGCCUUCAAUUACCUAAUCUAUUUUUCGACCGAACUAGAAGCAACGAUCGUAGCGGCUGAACGAAUCGAGGAAUACUCUGCCGUUGUACCGGAAGCCGCUUGGGAACGCCAACAGAAGCCGACGCCCGAUUGGCCUUAUUCUGGUUCCGUCAUCUUCAGCGAUUUCUACACCAAGUACCGUGAUAACCUAGACUUUGUCCUCAAGGGUGUCGACCUCUCAAUUAACCCUGCCGAAAAGGUCGGCGUCGUCGGCCGCACCGGCGCGGGAAAAUCUUCGUUGUCGCUAUCGCUCUUCAGAAUAAUCGAAGCGUCCAGAGGGCGCAUCUGGAUCGACAACCUUGAUAUAUCAGAUAUAGGCUUACACGACCUUCGAUCGCGACUCACAAUCAUUCCACAGGACCCCGUAUUAUUUGAAGGUUCCUUACGUUUCAACCUGGAUCCAACGCGCCGCUAUAAAGACGACGAGCUAUGGCUUGCUCUUGAAAGAGCUCACUUGAAGAGCACAUUCAAGGACGCGGGUCUUGGUGCACAAAUACAAGAAGGUGGUAUGAAUCUCAGCGUAGGACAGCGCCAGUUGGUGUGCUUAGCGAGAGCAGUGCUGAGGAGGGCUAAGGUGCUCGUCCUGGACGAGGCCACAGCAGCUGUGGAUCUUGAGACCGACGCGUUAAUUCAGGACACGAUAAAAAAGAGCUUUGCAGAAUGUACGACAAUCACGAUCGCGCAUCGCUUGCAUACUAUUCUGGAUUCAGACAGGGUUGUAGUUAUGGACGCAGGUAAAGUCGUCGAAUGCGGCAAGCCGGGCGAUUUGUUGAAAGACCAGACGACGCUGUUCUUCGGACUUGCUCGCGAAGCGGGUGUGGUGGGAAUGUGAUGUCUUUCAUUCUUCUGGUCGGAGAGGCGAAAUCUGACCAAACAUAUGUGUUGUGUGCAAAACUGCAAAAGCGUUUUCUUUUUCUUUUAUGUAUGCGUUUCUGUGAGUGUCUAAAGUUUUUGUGAUUGGAUGCUGAGACAACUCUGCAUAACAGUGGUGACGACGUUGUUGAGGAGUUUUAUGAUCGGUUUUGCCCGUACAAUGAAAGUCCGGACUGUUUAUAUUUCGCUCUUAGUGUUGAUGAAUAAAUGACCUGAGAGAGA